Messenger RNA from Pseudovirgaria hyperparasitica, 439 nucleotides. RefSeq lists its product as uncharacterized. The transcript has a single exon. The record is from RefSeq and is a predicted model, not a curated record. The coding region runs from base 55 to 342 and encodes 95 amino acids. NCBI's taxonomy places the organism in Eukaryota, Fungi, Ascomycota, Dothideomycetes, Acrospermales, Acrospermaceae.
CCCAAACAACUCUUAUCAAUCUUCUCGCUCACACACACCCUCAUUCCACCAAAUAUGAUACUCCUACUUCUACUAAGAAAUGUUCUUACAGAGACUAUCUCUAUUUACCGAACUUUACUUGAUUUAAUGCCAGGUCUCCUCAUGGUAUUCUAUAUUCUAAUACGUAAGACUCUUCACCUCAUUGAUAUUCUAGUCCCCCUCCUCGGUGCUUUUUGGUAUAUUUGGUAUGCGCUCGUGUUGUGUAAGCAUCGAGUGAUUCCGUAUCUUCAGUCUUUCCCAAUGCUUCGGACAUUGAAAAUCUGGUCGCAAGUGAUGAAUCAAUCGGGGACCAAGGUAGCUUAGCGAGAGAGCUGCAGGAAGAGCCAAAGUCGUAAUUUGGAACGUGGACGAGUACGUCAAGUUUGAUCUCUUCUAUAAUACCAAGGAAUAAGUUUCUUAU